Molecule: messenger RNA, 2109 nt
Organism: Papilio machaon (common yellow swallowtail)
Lineage: Eukaryota; Metazoa; Arthropoda; Insecta; Lepidoptera; Papilionidae
Gene: Parn
Product: poly(A)-specific ribonuclease PARN
Exons: 14
Coding region: 151-2109 (652 amino acids)
Biological process (GO): nuclear-transcribed mRNA poly(A) tail shortening
Cellular component (GO): cytoplasm; nucleus
Molecular function (GO): RNA binding; metal ion binding; poly(A)-specific ribonuclease activity
Source: RefSeq, a predicted model, not a curated record
UAAAUGUCAAAUAAGGAAUUGUCACAAACUGCACAGUAUGCCGCGUUUGUAAAAUAUCAUUAUUGUAUUUGUUUUCAUAAUAAGCUAUUAAAAUAACAUAAUAGUGUUACAUUUUUGUCAAUGUUAAUAUACAAUCAUAUGAUUUAAAGAAUGGAGGUGACCCGAAAGAAUUUUAGGGAAUGUCUCCCUUUAAUUAACGAGUCAAUAAAGAAAGCUGAUUUUUUAGUAAUCGAUGCAGAGUUUACGGGUAUUAUUAAUGGCCGGGACGUUACUAUGUUCGAUUCCCCUCAAGAGUACUACAUUACUUUGUUAAAAGGGAGUACAGAUUUCUUACUCAUUCAGUAUGGAUUGUGUGCUUUCUAUUGGAAUGAAACUGAGAAGCAUUAUAUGAACGAUGCAUAUAAUUUCUAUUUAUUUCCACGAGGACGCCCAGGACCUGAGAAAAUAUUCCUUUGUCAGAGUUCCAGUUUAGAUUUUCUAUCAUCUCAAGGAUUUGACUUCAAUAAACUGAUAAAAGAAGGUAUUUCCUAUAUGACUGAGCCUGCAGAGACUCGCUUACGUGAAAAUCUAACGGAGCGUCAGAAAUCUUAUGUGAGCGGAAAUAAUAAUAUUCCCAUACCAGAUGAAAAUAAACAACAAAUUGAAGACAUAUGUAAAAGGGUGCGUGUGUUCAUCAAUGAAAAGAAAGCUGAUUCAAUGGAGAUAGACAGGUGCAAUGCAUUCAUCAGAAGGUUGCUCUUCCAAGAGCUUGGCAAUCGGUUCAAGAAAGAGGUCUUUGUUGAGGCAAAGAUAGCUGAAAACAAAUCUAGGGUUCUGAAGGUGUCCCGGAUAAAAUCAGAGGCUGAGGGUAGAAACAAAGAUUCAGAAAAAAAGGAGAAAGAGUGGGAAGAAGUGGAAGAGGCAGUUGGCUUUUCUAAAGUUGCUCGAAUGAUCAGCCAGUCGCAAAAGUUGGUGAUUGGUCAUAACAUGCUGUUGGAUGUCAUUCAUACCCUCAACCAUUUCUUCCAACCUUUGCCUGCCGAUUAUCCAGCAUUCAAGGAGUUUGCACAUUGUAUGUUUCCAAGGUUACUGGAUACAAAGUACAUGUCAAGUCUGCCACCAUUCAAAGACAAGGUGAACUCUAGUGUGCUGGAACAUUUGCUGGCAACAUUAUCUGAACCUCCUUUUUCGCUUCCUAAAGCUGAGUCAGUGGAAGGUCGCGGCUACCGUCGCGCUGACGACAAACUGCACGAGGCGGGUUUUGAUGCUUACGUAACUGGGCUGUGCUUCCUCGCGAUGCACCAGCACCUGGCGCGCAUGAGAGGAGACCAGCCACAGCGACUUCCAGACCCUGACUGCGCCGCGCUCAAACCAUUCCUCAAUAAGCUGUUCCUAGCCAAGACUGCGUAUCAGGACUCCCCCUAUAUGAAUCUUACUGGAGCAGAUCCGACGCCGUCAAGAGAUCACGUGUUUUAUUUAACAUUCCCCAAAGAGUGGCAGAGGAAUGAUAUCAACGACUUGUUCAGUACAUAUGGUCCUGUGACGGUGCAGUUCCUGGACGAGACCUCCGCACUGGUGGCUCUGACGCGGCGGGACCAAAUUCACUCUAUACGAGACUUCUUUGAGCACACACACAUAUCUCUCACGCCAUUCGCGCUUUACAAGGCGCAUGGACCUAGGAUGCCAGGUCAAGUGGUGGAGCGUCCCCGUCAGCCGAUGAUGACUGUGAGUUCGCCUGACCUUUCGAGAGUGCGACAAGGAUCAGGGGGUAAGCCGGCAACGGCGCGGGCGUCUCCGCAGCAGUCCCGAGCGAGAUCCAGCAGUGUAUCGUCGCCUCCGGAACCACCGCCCAGGAAACGAACCUCUUCAGGCGUCUUCCAGGUUGAUGAACUGGAACCACCGCCAAAGAAGCCGGAACUCACUCGAUCCAAGCCAGAGGAGCCCGCGCCCGAACGCCCCCUGGCAGCCAUCUCGAACGGUCGGCGGAAAGCGCACGCCGCCACCGCAGAGGACGGAGACAGAUGUCGCGACAACAGCGAAAUUAAACAUAAUGUAGAUGUAGUUAAAUUUGAUAGUAACGCCACUAGCGAUUGCGUGGCCGCUUUUAAAGAAAGCGAUAGUUGGGAUUAA